GCCGGCGAGGCGGAGCCGCCCCCGGCGCUCCCGCUGCGCCGAGGCCGCGGACCCCUGUUGUCCGGGGCGCGCGGGGCUGCCCCGAGCGGGCUUGCCGGCGCCGGGCUGAGGUGGAGGCUGCUCCGCGGCCGCGCCGAGGUUGACCAACUUCAAAAUGUUAUCGCAGUGUCUAUGCCAAGCUUACAAAUGUUUGCUUCUACACAAUUUAGAACUGAGCUCAAUAAAUGUAAUUACUUUCACCAGAAGGAUCCAUUCUUCAGUAAAACAGCUUUCUGAAUGUAAGUUAAGGGAAGAAGCCAUACAAAAACAUGAAACUCAAGAGUUGCCUCAAAAUGCAGAAAACAAAAAUUUUGGGAGAUUGCAUAUACCAGUGAUGCUGGAGGAAGUUAUUAAUUUCUUAUCCCCACAGCCUGGCCAGUGUUUCCUUGAUAUGACGUUCGGAGCUGGAGGUCAUACUACAGCUCUUCUACAGAAAGCCAGAGACAUUACAGUUUACGCACUAGACAGGGACCCCAUGGCUUACCAAAUAGCUCAGCAACUCUCAGAAUCUUACCCGAAACAGAUUCAAGCUCUUCUAGGACAGUUUAGCCAGGCAGAGGCUUUGUUAAUCUCAUCUGGAGUUGAGCCAGGGACUCUAGAUGGAGUUCUCCUGGAUGCUGGCUGUUCCUCAAUGCAGUUUGAUACACCAGAAAGAGGUUUUUCCCUGCAGAAGGACGGUCCUUUGGACAUGAGGAUGGAUAGUGACAGGUAUCCUGACAUGCCCACUGCUGCUGAUGUUGUGAAUGCUUUAGAUCAACAGGCACUUGCGUCCAUCCUGAGAACAUACGGGGAGGAGAGGCACGCCAAGAAAAUCGCUUCAGCCAUCGUUCAGGCACGCAGCAUAUACCCCAUCACCAGAACUCAGCAGCUUGCAAGCAUUGUUGCAGGUGCUUUUCCAGCAUCAACGUUGUAUGCGCGAAAAGACUUGCUUCAGAGACCUACACAUGUUGCUACUAAAACUUUCCAAGGGCUGCGAAUAUUUGUAAAUGAUGAGCUCCAUGAACUCUUUAUGGGGCUGAAGACAGCUGAGAAGUUUCUAAAACCUGGAGGUCGACUUGUAGCCCUUUCUUUCCAUUCACUAGAAGAUCGUAUCAUCAAACGAUUUCUUCAUGGAAUAGACAUGACAGAAAAGUACAAUCUUGGCUCAAGGCAGAAGAUAAGACAAAGUCUAAAAAAUUGUUCCAAAGAAGAAGACACAGAAGAACUUCCCUGUGGAAAAUCCAACUCAAAGUGGAAUUUUAUACAGAAAAAAGUUCUCACACCGCAGGCCAAGGAUAUUCAAACAAACCCAAGAGGGAGGUCUGCCAAGUUAAGAGCCGCUAUUAAGCUUUAAAACAAAAUGUUUGAUAAUAAAAUUGUGUAAUUUCAUUUUCCAGAAAGAUAACUGGAUGGAUAGUAUCAGAUUAAAAAGAAAAUGAAAAAAAAAAAAAAAAAAAAAAAAAAAAGGCUGUUGUAAAAUAUUUCUUUCUUUCUUUUGUGCCUCUUUUUACUUGGAAUGUAGUGUUAUAAACAGGGCAUGAAAAGGUAAAAUAUAGGUAGAUGAGAGAAUGUUAAUGAUUAUACCAAAAAGACAUCAUCUUAAAAAGAACAUUUACAGUAUUUACAGUGUAUUUACAGUAUUUCCUUUAGAUUUAACACAGAACUUGGACAUUAACAGUCUAAAUUGAGUAGCUGAUUGAGAUGCACAUUUUUACAGGGAUUGAUUUAGCACAACUAAAUCAAAUGGCUAAUUUAGUCUGGAGUAAGUUUAAAGUAACCUAAGAAUUCACAAUAUGUAAAAUUCUAUCUCCCUAUUGUAGGAAUAUUCCAAGAGCUAGUUCUUAAAUAAAUUAAUACCAAUAUCUAAUAUUUUAUCCAAUAAUUUGUAUAUUUUACCUCUGUUAAUUAGUAAAUAUUUACCUUAUCUAAGUGAUCAACUAGUUAUAUAGUGCUUAUGGCAUCUAAAUAAUGAAUGUAUUUUGGGGAAAGAAAAGAUGCUUAAAAAAAUCACCAUUUGUAUGCAGACACUAAAAACAGCAACAAUUGAAGGAAAGUUUGUAGUAGAUAAUAUAGAUCUAUUCCUGUGACUUUAACUUCUGUGCAUAGAUCCUGUAUGUGUUGAUUCAGUUAUAAUUAAACCAUCAAAAGGGGA
Rhea pennata is the source of this 2170-nucleotide messenger RNA. RefSeq names its product methyltransferase 15, mitochondrial 12S rRNA N4-cytidine (gene METTL15). NCBI's taxonomy places the organism in Eukaryota, Metazoa, Chordata, Aves, Rheiformes, Rheidae. The record is from RefSeq and is a predicted model, not a curated record. Gene Ontology annotation, molecular function: rRNA (cytosine-N4-)-methyltransferase activity. Bases 155 to 1372 code for a protein of 405 amino acids. The transcript is spliced from 6 exons. Gene Ontology annotation, biological process: rRNA base methylation.